This is a messenger RNA of Oncorhynchus nerka (sockeye salmon), 7433 nucleotides long. Its product is annotated as intraflagellar transport protein 81 homolog. Gene Ontology annotation, biological process: intraciliary transport; cilium assembly. NCBI's taxonomy places the organism in Eukaryota, Metazoa, Chordata, Actinopteri, Salmoniformes, Salmonidae. Gene Ontology annotation, cellular component: cilium; intraciliary transport particle B; centrosome. Gene Ontology annotation, molecular function: tubulin binding. The record is from RefSeq and is a predicted model, not a curated record. The transcript has 15 exons. Bases 6150 to 6839 code for a protein of 229 amino acids.
AUUUUAGAUCCCAAAACGGCUGUCCAAAAUAAAUGGAUAUGGCCGUUCUGGCGAUUGUAAUUUACAUAGGCUUUCUAGGGCAGACCAGGGCUUUUGGCACCGCAAGGUUGCUACGCAGUAACCAACAAGCAGAGUUCCUGACUUCACGCCUCACACCGGACACUGGGGGACUUUGUAAUACGUGUUUGUAACAGUCGAUAACAGUGAGAAUAAACCGUUUGUAGCAGUGUAAUAACUGUUUAUAACCAUGUACAGCACAUCUACCAAUGCACGGAUGCGUGUCAAGAGCCUAAAUUUUGUUUCAGAAUCCUCUGACCCCUGGCGGGGAGCAUGGGGACAGUACUAUCUAGUUGAAUGGAAAUUAAACUAUUAUUCCAGAUAUUAUUUAAUGAAGAAUAUUUACAUUUCAAUCAAUAAUUGCUUUUUAACUCAUUUAUAUUUAACAUUAUUGUUUAAAACACAUUUCGAUGUCCCGUUAUUAAAACAUUUACUGAUUGUAUCUUUUAUUUCAUUUACCCACCUUGGCAGACCACUAGAACUAAAAAAUAAGCUUCAAUCCCUCCUAUGAAAAGGGGAGGCUAAGAUCAGAGAAACUGAACGCAUCUUGCAACAGGCAAAAUACACUAUAAUGUCUGAUAUUGUGGUCAAGUAAGAGGAUAACUUUUAUUUUGAAGCUAUUUCCAUUGUUAGAGCAGUCACUCGACUAUCUCGUCAAACAAUCUUUGCCCUCUUGAAAAAGCUGAAAGACUUCCUGUUAGCAACCAGCUCGAGUACGUUUGUGCCUGGUUACAAAAACGGAUACGAAUGGUCUUGUUUAAAAAAAUAUAAAAAAAUGAAUGGUCUUGUUUUGGAGACUGUGAACGUUGUUAUGGUGUUUAAAACGAGUAUUUAUAGAAAUAAACAAGGGGACAAGCCAGCUGGCCACUUUGUGCAUACGAACUCUCUUGUUAGCGUGUAGCUAGCUAUGCUUCAAGCUAUUCACCUAACGUUUUAUAACAGUAUUUAGCUAAAUAGCUAACUUUACAGUACGUAGCAAGCUAACGUAAUGCUAGUUUUGAUUCUGUAUUUUUGCUAAUCCUCUUAACUAGCUAACAUUAUCUAAAAUUAUUUACCCCGCUUUAACGUUAGCUGACCAGUUGAUUUUAAGAUGAGCAAGCAAUUUACAUUUAUUGUUGAGCACCUGAAUAAAGACCCCUUCAAGAAAAACGUUAACCUCGUCACCUUCGACUCACUGGAGCCAAUGCAACUGCUGGAGAUUCUCAAUUAUGUUCUGGCUGAAAUUGACACUAAGUAAGCUAUUGAUAUCUGUGAAGAAAUGCCUGACCAAACAGCAAAGAUAAUGUUCACUUUGCUAGGGAUGUUGAAAUACAAACCACCUGGGAAUAUGUCUGAUCUACAGGAGCAGUUUCAGACAGGGCCUGGUGACCUGUGAUUCACCCUAUCCUUCACUGGUUGCUGCAGAGGAUCACAGAACUGAAUAAGAGAGCUUACCUGGCUCGCUUCCUGGUUAAGCUGGAGGUGCCUGCAGAGUUCCUGCAGGGUGGUGUCAUCACUGACACCUGUCACCAGUAUGAAGAACUAAUGGAACGAUUCAAGACCUACCAUAAGGAGUGUGAGCAACUGAAGAGCUCUGGCUUUUCCACUGCAGAGAUCAGUGGAAAAGUGUGACACCUUUUCAACCUUAGGACAUUGGUGCUAUGGAAGAGGAGAAGGACCAGCUGAUCAAGUGGAGUCAGGUUUCAACCACCAGCGGAUGCUGGAACUGGCCAGACAACUACUUGUGGAACAGGAGAGAGAAGAGUCUCUGGCUCAGCAGAACAACCAACUAAUGAUAUGGCAUGUCCAACUUUCCAAUUUACAGGCUUUGUAAACCCAUAUUUUCAACUUUGCUGCAUACAGAGUACACAAACUCAGCAAAAAAAAAGUCCUCUCACGGUCAAAUGUGUUUAUUUUCAGCAAACUUAACGUGUAAAUAUUUGUAUGAACAUAACAAGAUUCAACAACUGAGACAUAAACUGAACAAGUUCCACAAACAUGUGACUAACAGAAAUGGAAUAAUGUGUCCCUGAAAGGGGGGGGGGUCAAAAUCAAAAGUAACAGUCAGGAUCUGGUGUGGCCACCAGCUGCAUUAAGUACUGCAGUGCAUCUCCUCCUCAUGGACUGCACCAGAUUUGACAGUUCUUGCUGUGAGAUGUUGCCCCACUCUUCCACCAAGGCACUUGCAAGUUCCCAGACAUUUCUGGGUGGAAUGGCCCUCGCCCUCACCCUCCGAUCCAACAGGUCCCAGACGUGCUCAAUGGGAUUGAGAUUCGGGCUCGUCGCUGGCCAUGGCAGAACACUGACAUUCCUGUCUUACAGGAUUUUGGAUUUUUACAAAUUAUCUUUGAAAGACAGGGUCCUGAAAAAGGAACGUUGACAUAUUAUCAAAGAUUGUUGUCAAUUACAUAUUCCAAAUUCACCUACAAGUAGAUAUAUAAGCAUGAUGUUGGUUUCUUUUAAAAUGCUGAUAAGUGUGUUGUCAUUUGGAUAUGUCCAGCUUUUCCAGGCAGAGCAGAGACUGCAGAGAUCUCAGCAGCAGCUGAAGAACCUGCGGCAGGCAACAGCAGUAGAUUCCAAGCCAGAGAGUGAGUAGAGGCUUGAAGAGGAGAUCAAGUUCAACUCCUAAAUGGUGUCUGACAAACUGCCCAAGGAGCUGGAGAGUAAGAGGCGGAUGGUGCAGUACCUGCAGAAGGUGGUGUCCAAGCCAGACAUGGGGCAAGCUGAGUUUAGGGAACUAGAGGACAAGAAUCGAGAGAACACCAUUGAAAUAAAUCUGCUGAUUGAGAAAAGAAUGAUGAGAAAUGACCCCAUGGAUGAUAAACUGUCUCUUCAGGCAGCAGGUGAGAACAGCCAAGCACGAGACCUGGAGGGAGACAGGGUAGCUAACCAACUCUCACAGCUCAGUACUCUGGUCUGAACAUCAUCAUCAUCCACACCAAUAGUAAUCCCCUUCCUAACCAUUGGAACAGGGUCGGAGCCUUUUUCGAUGGGGAGUGAUGUAUCGUCAUUGUCCAGCAAAAAGACUGCUACCCUUAUACAAUCCACAGGAGGUUGGUGGCACCUUAAUUGGGGAGGACAGGCUCAUGUAAUGGCUGGAGUGGAAUGAGUGGAAUUGUAUCAAACAUGGUUUCUAUGUGUUUGAUUCCAUUCGCUCCGUUUCAGCCAUUAUGAGCUGUCCUCUCACCAGCCUCCACUGAUACCAUCUGCUCUGUAUUCGCAUGUUACGUUGUACAUCUGCUCACCACUCAAAACUGAACAUCACUAUCCAAACUCUCUGAGGAUAAAGCAAAAUGCAUCAGAGAUGAUAUGUUUUCCAUCUUUAGGGGUAGAUUGAUUAAACAUUCUACUGUUUGCUUACGUCAAACUUUGUUGAUAAGAGUGAAGCGCGGCAGCGUUGUGUGCCGCACUGAACGUGAGAUGCUAUUUCUGCUCUUAUGUAAACAGAGAGGGGCUUACUGGCUAAAGCUACUUAUCCCUUUCCCCUCACUCUCCCACAUUCCCAUGCAAGGUUAAAAAUAGACCACAUCAUGGACUACCUAGAACCAGGACAGUAUUGAACAAACUGUCUGAAAUGUUAACUGUUUUCAAAUCUCUUCUAAAUUAAUUCCGCAAAACACAAACCAUUGCAGUGUGAAUCCUUCAACUAAAUGUAACUCAAUGGCUGAUAUUUUAUCCCAAUCGAAACAAACUGACACGAGCUUUGACGCUAUGUUUGGUUAGAUCCCUCUGAACCACUGGCAGAGAGUGGACUCUCAAAUUUGAGUGGCUUUUUAGCCUCUGCAACACAGUGCCAGGAGCCAUCACUCCUGUGUCAACACACCCUGUGCCUGGCUGUAUAAGUUCAAGGAUGAUAAGGAAAAACGACCACUCUUCACAUCUCAAACUAUGCCUGUUCCUGUUUUCAGAGCAACCUUUGGCCAUAAGUAGGUCUAUAUAGUUGGUGGUCGCUGUUGGAUAAAAGGCACGUACUGCACCCAUAUGUUCAUGUCUGACUGUUUUGUGAGCAGGAGUUCCACACGCAGUGAGAUCAUGGUGCUGAGACAGGCUGGCGAGGCACAUAAGCUGCCUGUCUGAAAUAGCAGCCACUUCCUCCCUGCUCUCCCCAAUGCCCUGUUCAUGUGGGUGGUUUCAUCUGCUCCCCUGGAUAAUAAGUGAGUGUGUUUUGAUGGGAAAGGGAACUCUAAACCUACUUCUUCUCAGUGUGGUAAAACAGUAGGUGAGAACAAGAAGGGUUUCUGUGGUAAAUGGAAAGGACUUAUCAGUCUCUCCUGGAGUCAUGGGUCAUGGUGGAAAUGAUCACCUUAUCAGAGGUAUUUUCCAUUCUGAGCGUGCGUGUAAUCACAUGUCACCCAGCAGCUGCAGGAGGGCGUCUGUAUUAUGCCCCUGUGUGCCCAUCCUUAGUUAGCUUGGUUUUGGUCCACCAUGUGUCUAGUGUUCCAUCAUCCAUUGCUUGGCUCUCUGUUCACUUACACCCCAAAUUCCCCCAACAUAAAUAACAGAUGUGUUUGCUCAAUCUGGAAAGGUUAUUCACCCUGCCGAAAUAGAUUUCACAUACACUGUAGGCUACUGCUAUUUAUAAAUAUGCACAGUGCGUACCAUGUUUAAUUAUCUACUAUCCCAUUGUGCUACAUUUUCAAAAACGAUCCUCUGUCAUGAUAAAUAGUUCAAGCCCUUCAAAGUACUGGCUAAUUUAGUAGCAGUUGUUCUGGGGACCCAUUGUAUGUGACGAGAGAAUGCUAUGCAGCAUUCUUCUGCCUGCUAAUUCCCUCUCAACCUUGUCUGCCCUUGAUGUCCUGAAAUAAAACAAACCAUAUAUUCGAAGUGACGUAACAUUCUGUGAUUUCUGGGGUUCUCCAGAAUGAACAACAGCUAUAAAUGUUGACAUGCACAGGAUUAUCAUCGUACCCCUACAGAGAAGGGGGGCCAAUGUUUGUCAUUUGUCAUGUCUGUCUUGGUAGGAAUUGGAGAGGAUGACCUUGCUUCAAGAUGUGGUUGUUUGUGUGUAUCUGGGAAGAAAGAGAACAUGUCAGUCUCAUUUUCAGACACAAAAAAAUGCAAUGUUAUUGUCAUUACUUUUUGUAAUUCCCUUUCUCUUAGCAUAUUUUUUUCAUGACCGUCUCCCUCGGUUCUUCUCAGUUCAAUCGUUUUGUUGGGAAACUGCGCAGCAAGGGGACGGUGUUCAAGAAGAAGAGGCAGGAGAUUACCGAGCUGAGCACGGGAUCCUGCAGCAGACAGAGGAGAUCCUAAAAGAGAGGCGUGAGGUCAGCCAACAGCAACUGGUAAUGCACCUCACCAAUCCCCUUUCACAGCUAUCAGCUAUGGGCAGCUAUCCACCCUACCUGCUUUCCUCCAUACCGCGUCAGCCCUCUUAUAGUGCUGCACGUGCCUUUCCAUCCUGCCCAUGUUGAUGUAAUUUGCAUUAAAAGUGAAGUGACAUAACCUUCCUGGAAAUUAUUUCACACCUCAAAACCCUCCCACCUCCUGACUUGCUAAAAGCCUGGCUGACACAGGGAGGGCUGGGCUGCUGCUAUUUGCGAAGGCUGCAUCUGUUUCUCUCUAUGACGCUGGUAUUUUUUUUAUCAGUGGCUGCAUCCCCCCAUCACCACGGCUGGUUGUCUGUUGGUGCCUGAGCCCCCUCCUCUCGCUACCUGCAUUCCUGUUCCCAACUGUUACCCCUCCCACAUAAAAUUAACCAUUUGCUGCAACAAUGUUGGUUAUAGCCUACCGUAUAACCCAGAACAUGCUAGAAGCCCAGCCUGCCACUGUGAUCUAUUCAUAUUAGAACCAAAUAUUAGAAUGAAUGUAGUUUAAUUAGGUCAUUCACAUUCAGUCUUUAUCAGUGUUUGAACAGAUUUGCAAUGGAGGGCUGGGGGAUACGUGUGAAGGAAAUUGUGUUUAUUUUCAUAGGUCACAGAUUUCUCACUCAUCAUAUACAAUAGACUGCACACACACACACACACACACACACUGCUACCUCAACUGCAUGUAACCUUCUCUUCUUGGAGAACAAAGUGGCCUGUACUCCCAGGUGUGGAACUGAGCCCUGACUGUUUGUGUGGACACAACGCUUCACAGUGCAUAGAGCUGCGACUCCGGUGCCAGAGCAAUCCAUGGAGGCACAGAAGCGGAUCUCUGGGUACAGUGACACUCAGGAGGAACUGGAGAGGGUGUCGGCCGUCAAGGGUGAACUGGACGAGAUGAAGGCACGCUCGCUGGACGACGUGUCUGAAAUGGUCAAAGAACUAAACUCGACGAUAGGGGAGAAGAAGUCUGCCCUUGCACCCGCCAUGAAGGAACCGAGGCCUUUGAGACAGCAACGUCAGGAGCUAACUCAAAAGUAUGAGGAAAAGAAGGCCAAGUAUGACAGCUGUGCUGCAGGUCUGGAGAGUAACCGAUCCACUGGACCAGGAGGUGAGAGCUCUGAGGGAGGCGACAACUCGGGAGGAAAACUGAUACCACUACAUCAACUGCAUAUCAUUGAGUUGCAAAUGCAGCAAGCAGCAGAUGAGAUGAAGGCCCCUGAUCCGCAAGAGAGGAGGAAAACCAUCAGGGAGCAGUACAUGAAGAACGUUGCAGAGCAGGAGUCCCUGGGCAAGACAUUCAAAUCAGCAUUGAAAAAUGGUGCAAAUUUAAGUUUGUUCCACCUGAGCGAGUCUGACCAGAAGUCAGAGACCACUAUGAUGACACACCAAAUGUGUUUGAUGGAUCGCGGGAAAAGAGCAGGAGUAGGCUACAGUCCAAGCUAUGUCUUCCAAUGGUGCGACUGCUGUCAGCAUCCAAAGAUUAUCCAACUUGAAUAAACGCUUGGAGGUAAGGAUGACAGCGGUGGUGUAAUCUACGGUGAUAUGGAUAUCACUUAUCAUUGAUAUCUACAUAGUGCAUUGAUGUGAAUCACACUGCUGCUCUCUCAUUUAGCUCUUUGAGCCUUACGGAUUGUGAUUGUUGUGGAUGGCUGUUCACAAAUCUAAAUGUGUAUUUGAACCCAAUAAUGGUUGAAUUCAAGAAGAUUAAGCUGCCUAUCAUUGUUUUUGAAAUCAGUGAACAGCCAGUGAAAAAUGAGGAUCUCAGCCUAUGGAAUAAAAGUGGGGCUUUUAUUGCUCAAUGUAAUUCAUGCUGGUAAAAAUGUUUUAUCCAUAGGCCUAAUGGACAUAUGUUCAAACUCGCACACUUUUGAUAGACUUAAAGGGGCAAUCAGUAGUUGCUACAUCCAUUUUUGGACUUAAAUACAUUCUUGAAGAAUAUAACUUAUAAAUGCCUCAUGAGCUUAGUUCAACUGUCACACUCCAUGAGAACCCAAAAUACAAGCUUGUUUUCUCCAAUGUUUGUAAACAUUGUAAAUGUAAACAAACACUGUAUAGCCUCAUAACAUGAAUAAAACAAUAAUUGUUAUAUCA